Trypanosoma rangeli is the source of this 1005-nucleotide messenger RNA. RefSeq lists its product as uncharacterized. Bases 1 to 1005 code for a protein of 334 amino acids. NCBI's taxonomy places the organism in Eukaryota, Euglenozoa, Kinetoplastea, Trypanosomatida, Trypanosomatidae. The transcript has a single exon. The record is from RefSeq and is a predicted model, not a curated record.
AUGACAGCCGCCGCGGCUGGGGCAGCAGAAACGGCGAUUUCGUGCGUUUGCACGAUGGGCACCCCGGAGUGCGACGACGAGCUCUACCUCUUCCUGCGCUGCCUGCGGGUGUACCACCCGGGCCUUCCUGUCGUUGUGGGGUGCACCGCCACCAUGCUUAAGGCAGGCAAAGCGCCGCGCAGCAAGGCCUACGCCGGAUUUUGUGACGAUAGGUGCAUUGAGUGGGUGCCGUGCCUGGACCCCUACGUGCCAAUCAACCGCAGCGAAAUGGAGCAGCGGCGCGGUGUGUGGUACCCUUCGCGCCACGCCGACUUUAUGAUGGAGAAGGCGAAUCUUAUGGAACACGCCAUGGCGCGCCGGCCCGCGCACGGCGGGGACUGCACUGAGGCGGUCCUGUUUCUUGACUGUGAUGUUGUGUUGUUGGGUGAGCUUCCGCGGCUUCCGCAAGGCACGGAAGUCGCGCUCUCCUCGCACCGAAUUUCCUGCCAGGAUGAGGCCCUGUUUGGGCGUUACAACGGCGGGUUUGUCGCGGCCGCCUCCCCGUUGGUUCUGCACGAGUGGCGACGCGCGACGCGGCACUCGCGGUAUUUUGAUCAGGCCUCUUUGGAAAGCGUCGCGCAGAGAUUUGCCUCCAAAUUGUACGAGAUUCCCCCGCAGCACAACUAUGGGUACUGGCGUUUCUUUCAACCCUGCCGGGGGGAUCCGCUGAUGGAAGCGCGCCGGUUUUCUCUGCGACGCGCCGGCGCACGCGGCGAGUUGGCGCUCUGCUACGAGGGCGAGCCGCUGCGGUCGAUCCACACCCACUUUCUCCGCGCUAUGGACCCGAGUGCGCGCGACGUUUCUGCGUUCAACGGCCUUAUGAAAAAGUGGAUCCUACGAUGCAUCCGCGGCACGUUACACCCCGGCACGGUCGCACCGCGCACCGGCGCCGCGGCGGUAAUGGUGGCAGGAAACGCUCGCUACCAACAGUGUUUUGAUCUCUCACUUCUCACAGAAACACGUUAA